This is a messenger RNA of Amphibalanus amphitrite, 7909 nucleotides long. RefSeq lists its product as uncharacterized. Bases 1347 to 7094 code for a protein of 1915 amino acids. The record is from RefSeq and is a predicted model, not a curated record. The transcript is spliced from 2 exons. Lineage: Eukaryota; Metazoa; Arthropoda; Thecostraca; Balanomorpha; Balanidae. Gene Ontology annotation, molecular function: nucleic acid binding. Gene Ontology annotation, biological process: DNA integration.
UGCCUGCCACUUGACGGAGCGGUCACGCUACCUUAGCGACACCUGCGCCGAGCGGUUACCGGCGCGGGAUGGUGAGGCGGAGGAAGGCACACUUGAGUUCGCGCGGAUGACUGCUAGAUGGCGCAAGCGUCCUCUUCAUUCCUUUACCUUAUGCUGGCUCUGCGCGGCGGUAAUUUAGUGGCCGCCUCUUUUUCGGGUAGUUUGUUGUCAGCGGGCAGAUCAGCUGAUUGGUACUUGAGCAGCUCUAGUGCGGUAUUUACUUGUUACGCUCGGUUUAUGUAUGUUUUCUAUUUGUACUUAGUUUCGCUGGAUUAGGCUAGUACUGGGCUAAUAUUUCUGUUAUCCGUAUAUCCAUUGCUAACGAUUACGUGUAAGGGAUAUGUUCAUGCAUUGCCUUUUAUUUUGCGCGUCCUUAAGUACUUGCGCGUAGCCUCGAUUGGCGACCUCUAGGAAGCGGCCAUGAUCGCUCUUUUGACCGUGAUCCUCCGUCGAGGAUGGAGCUGUGACGCCUGAGCAGAGGCGAUAUCGUCGAAACCGCUACGUUUCGCAUCGUUUCGAGGCAGUGGGAUGACCUUGACCUUGGGUCAUGCGUUGGUCAUGAUCUGGAUCCCCGCGGCCUAAAGUCCAAUACAAGAGAGACGGUGCCAACAGCGCGUUUACGGCAGUCACCCAGAGUGAAGCUCAGGCAGCAAUAGUUUCGACGUCGCCUUCCUGGUGGCUUCGGCUCAGCUGAUCGUCGAUUAUUCUCGUCGCCGGGAGCUACGAAUUGCGAUGCUGGUGUGUGGCCGCCAAUGCGGACGCGGUUGCCUGCCGCCGUGGGGACUGGUUCCAGGACGGAGGUUCCAGCAUCCUAAUGUCCCUGCGGCGGCGGAGGUCCGCGUCUGCUGGCGCCUGCUGUCUGGAGGCAGCUGCUGCUGAUGGCAGCCCUUCGUGCUGGAUCUGGCAGCCUCAAUCAUCAGUGAAGAGGUGCCCAGCUGGAGCUGCCACUCACAGUGCAGCAGUGUGAUCCGGCCCAGCUCACCCAGCAGUAUGAACAGUAUGUACCUGGGGCUUGUGUUCGUGGAGUAAUGUGCAUUGCAGGGAGGCUCUCAGGCUCAGUGCUCAGACAGUUGCAUAGGAUAGUUGACAACCUCAGACGGGUGAACUUAGUUAGUAAGAAUGUGUGCCCUCAUAUGUGUUAUGCUAUGUGUAGCAAUGAGAGAUGAUUGAUGCUGCGGAGUGCUAUAUUAAGUGAGGUACACGUUUGCUCAGUGUUACUGGCUGUUUGUAGGUUAAGAUAAGCAGAGCCUGCAUUUAUUUGAAUAUCCUGUGUUUCCCAUACCCUCUGCCUCACGCCUGAUCAAGUAAUGGAUCUUGACAAGCUGUCGAAAGAGGAGCUGGUCAGUGAGCUGAGUAGACGAGGGGAGGAUGUGAGAGGAAGGAAGCCAGUCCUGCUGGAGAGGUUGCGUGAGAUCUUGAAAGAGGAGCAAUACCAGAGUCAGGGAGCCAUGAGUCAAGCCAAAGAAGAGAAAGACAACCUACAGGAAGAACAUGAGCCAAAGAAGGUAGAUGACGACAAGGGUGUUGAGACACAAUCAGGAUUUGAAGGUGGAGAUGCCACAAGUGACAGGCCUGCCUCAAGUGUCAGAACGGCAGCCAGCAUGGCCUCUGCCCGGGCCAUGGAAAGAGCGAAGCUGGCUGGGCUCUCUGCGAAGAGGCAAGCUCUGAAAAAGAAGCACCUACUUGAAGCACAGGAAGCCGAGCUUCGUCGAAUGAGGGAAGAGGUUGAGCUUCAAGCUGAGAUUGAGGAGUGUGAAGCCCGAGAGAAGGUGUUUGAAGAAAUGAUGACUGAAGCACAGAUGGAGCAGAUGAUGUUGCAGCCACUUGAAACCUCGUCUCAUCCGUUGGAGAAGGAGCCCAAGGCUGUACUUCAGCUACAGGAAGUUGCAACAAAGCCGCAAGUAACUGUGCAAACAGGGCUAAAAGAAGUUGCAGCAAAGCCGCAAGUAACUGUGAAAACAGGGCAAAAAGAAGUUGCAACAAAGCCGCAAGUAACUGUGCAAGCAGGGCAAAAGGAAGUUGUAGCAAAGCUGAUGGAAGUAACUGUGCCAAAGUUGCAAGGAGCUGCAGCUCAACGACAAGAAAAGAAGUCAAAUGCUGCAUCUCUGUUGCAGGAAGUUGCAGAAAGGCCACAAGAUGCGGCACAAGCAAGGACUGCAUCACACAAGCAAGAGGUGAUUGCAAGGUCACAAGAAUCUGCCUAUUCACAUGAAGCAACAGAGCCCAUGAGACAUGACAUCAGAAUGGCAAGAAGGCUCCAGCUGCCUGCACUUGACCUGACUGUGUUCAAGGGAGAUUCUUCAAAGUACAAGCCAUUCUUGAAAGCCUUCGAGGCGAACAUUGCAAGUAAUGUGGAUUCGGAGGCAGAGAAGCUGUUGUACCUGCUCAAGUUCACGCAAGGAAAACCACAUGAUAUUGUGCAGACAUGUGUCCACCUGCCAGAAGAAAGGGGCUACUUGCAAGCAGUCGAACUGCUGAACAGCAGGUACGACACUGGGGUUUAUGCAGUGACCAGUCUGAUCACCCAGAUGCAGAACCUGCCAGCUCUUCGGGCAGAUGAUGCGGAAGCUCUGGAUGACCUCAGCAUUUUCCUGAGAGGAUGUUUGAAUGCCCUUGAGACCCAGCCUCAUGGCUUGCGCUCGGUUGAUCCUAAAACCAUCUGCAAGCUGCUUGAGAAGCUGCCCCACCACAUGAUUGAGAAGUGGAGACGACUGGUGGAUGACAUCGAGCACGUGGAGAGACGCCAGGCGAACUUCAGAGACCUGGUUGGGUACAUUGAGAAGGAGGCUAGGAUAGCCAUGAACCCAUCCUAUGGACGACAGGUCCUGGGAUCAAGUGGAAGGCCCAGACUUCAUGAAGCCAGGAAGACAGAGCCACGGGCUGUCAGGAAGACAGCUGUGGGCAAGACCCUAGCUGGGAGCAUCCAGUCUGUGGGCAAUCCAAUGAAGUGCUACUUCUGUGAGGGAAUGCACAAGACCGAAUCCUGCAAGAAACUCCAACAGAAGACACCAGAGGAAAGAACCACAUUUGUUAAGCAGAAUGGCCUCUGCUUUGCUUGUUUGCAGCAUGGGCAUCGAUCCAGAUUCUGCAAAGAAAGAAGAAACUGUGAGAAGUGUGGAAGAAGCCAUCCGACAGUGCUCCACAUUGACAAGCCAGAGAGCCCUACAGUGACUUCGGGCCACCUGGCACCCAGCAGGACAGGAGGCGGCAAGCUGCAGGUUCUCAAGGUACAGGUAUGCUUUGGUGACCUCAAAGUGACCACAAAUGCCUUUCUCGACAGCGGAAGCACGCACUCCUUCAUAUCGAGUCAUCUGCUGGAUGAGCUGGGAUUGAAGCAGCAGAAGAGGACCUCGCUCAAGGUGUCUACCAUCAGUGGAGAGCAGACAAUGAACAGCAGCAUCAUCCCUGGACUGCUCAUUGAAGACCUGGACCAAGGCAAUGUUAUGGAGCUGCCCCCGUUGUAUGUUCUGAGCCGCAUCCCUGUCGUGACUGAUGAUGUGCCUUCCCAGGAAGACAUGCAGAGAUGGACGUAUCUGCAAGAAGCCGGUGUGACCCUGAGGACGAUGGACGCUGGAGAAGAGGUCGGUCUCCUGAUUGGAGGCAAUGCAGGCGGCGUGAUGGAACCGCUGCAAGUCUGCCCCAGCCAACACGGAGGACCGCACGCGAUCCUGACCAGGUUCGGCUGGAUCCUGGGCGGACUGAAGAACGAGAGAGGCAGAUGUCAAGUGAAUCGCAUCAAAGUAGACAUGAAUGACCAGAUGUCUGAAGAAUGGUUUGAAAACAGAGCUGAGACAAGAAAAGGGCUUUCAAUAGAAGAUCUCAGGUGGUGCAACCAAAUGGAAAACGGCUGUAUCAAGAAAGAGAAGUACGAGAUCACACUGCCAUUUCGGGACCAGACGCCUCCUCUCGAGAACAACCGAAGUGUGGCAGAGGGGCGCCUGGAACUGCUGAAGAGGAAGUUGAACAAGGACGAGAAGUACGCGGAGGAGUACAUCGCUCGUAUGAACAAACUUCUCGAAGAUGGGCAUGCUGAAGUGGCACCUGAGGCUGCAGACGACUCAAGGAGGUGGUACCUUCCCCACUUUGCGGUGAGGCACCCGACGAAGGACAAUCUUCGCGUCGUCUUCGAUUGUGCAAGCAAGUAUCGAGGCACCAGUCUCAACGAUACGCUGCUCCAGGGCCCCGACCUGACCACCCCGUUGGUGGACGUUCUGAUUCGUUUUCGUCUUAACCCUUGCGCAUUCACCGGAGACAUUGAAGCCAUGUUUCUGCAGGUCUCCGUUCCAGAAAGUCAGAGGGAUUACCUGAGGUUCCUGUGGUGGCCGGAAGGAGUUACCAGCAAGCCUGCUCGCGAGUACCGGAUGAAGGUCCACCUGUUCGGAGCGACAUCAUCGCCCAGCUGCGCCAACCUCGCGCUCCACCGCGCAGCGGAAGACAACAAGUCCCUGUCAAAGGAAGCAAGCAAGACGAUACGAAGUAACUUUUAUGUUGACGACGUCCUUAAGUCUGUGCAGGACGACGAAGCUGCCAUCAAGCUGCUGAAAGAGCUGAAGGAAAUGUGUGCUCUUGGGGGAUUUAAGCUGACGAAGUUCAACAGCAACAGUGUCAAAGUCCUUCAAUCGGUUCCUCAACCGGAGAGAAGCAAGCAGGUGAAGGAUCUGGUCCUCGGCUCUGACCCCUUACCGACAGAGCGCGCACUUGGAGUUGUAUGGGAUCCGAACACAGACACCAUCGGCUUCAGCGUGGACAUGAAGAAGCUGAAUCAGAAGCCGGCCACGAGGAGAGGAUAUCUGUCUGCUGCAGCUUCUUGCUACGAUCCUCUCGGGCUGGUCGCUCCCUGCGUUGUCAGGGCUCGGAUGGUCGUCCAGAAGCUGCAUCGACUUGGCGGGAGCUGGGAUGAAGAAGUCCCGGAGAGUCUGAGAAGGGAGUGGGAAGAAUGGCUGCGGGACCUGAGCCACCUGUCGCUCCUGAAGAUCCCAAGAUGUCUCUCACCUCUGGGGCUCGACGCGGCGCUUGCUGCCGGAGACAAGAUCCAGCUUCAUCUCUUCGCUGAUGCCAGUACGUCAGCGUACGGGGUUGUGACCUAUGUAUGUUGUGUCGACGAGGAGACUGACCACGCCAGUUGCAGGAUUCUGUUUAGCCGGGCGCGACUGGCGCCGAUGAGACAGCUCAGCGUUCCCCGUCUGGAGCUAGCUGCGGCGACGCUCGCCGUGAGGAGCAGCGUGGACCUGCGGAGAGCUUUGGACGUGGACGUGGACGUGCACUUCUGGACGGAUAGCACAACCGUCCUCAAAUACAUCAGAAAUGAGAAGACAAGGUUUCCUGUGUUCGUCGCGAACCGCCUCUCAGUGAUUCACGAUGGCUCGACGGUCGAACAGUGGCACUAUGUGCCGAGUGAGUUGAACCCAGCGGACCUCGUGUCACGCGGGAUGAAGGCCUCAUCUCUCAUCAACAGCGACCUCUGGAAGUUCGGGCCCAGUUUCCUGAAAGAGGCACAGUGGCCUGUAAACCCCGAUGAUGAAGAAUGUGUGCACGAUGCCGAUCAGGAGGACGUAAGGGUUGCUGCGAUGAAGACGGGCGAGGAGUCGUCACCCAUGGAGAAGCUGACUCGGCACUACUCGUCCUGGAGACGCCUGGUCAGGGCCGUUGCCCUGCUUCGUCGGUUGGUUCGUCGGUGGAAGAAUGCUACUCGCGGUGCGACACUCAAAGCGUGCCUGACUGUUGCGGAGCUGAAGGCAGCUGAGAGUGCCAUCAUCCGAGACAUACAAGCUCGGCACUUCAGUGAGGAGCUCUGUGACCUGAAGACAGGGAAACCUGUGCGCAAGUCGAGCAAGCUGGCGCGUCUGGAUCCAUGGCUGGACGGAGACAUGAUUCGAGUUGGUGGUCGACUGAGCCAGAGUGCUCUCCCAUUCGAUUCGAAGCAUCCUAAGAUUCUUCCAAAACGAGAUCCUGCGGUGGAUUUGAUCGUCACUGCAGCCCACGAACAAGCGGGACAUGAAGGGAGACAGCAUGUUCUGUCGGACCUCAGGGCAUCCUACUGGAUACUGGGAGCCAACGCGGCGGUGCGUCGCUGCCUCAGUCGCUGCGUCAGCUGCAAGAAACGCUUGAAGCAGCCGGAGCAUCAGAAGAUGGCAGAUCUUCCUGAAGAGCGAACGGAAGUUGGCGGGAAAGCGUUCGCCCACACUGGAGUGGAUUACUUCGGUCCUUUUUUCGUGAAGCAUGGUCGAUCUCAGGUUAAGAAGUAUGGCGUCGUGUUCACCUGCUUGACAAUACGCGCCGUUCACUUGGAAGUCGCUGACAGUUUGUCUACAGAUUCCUUCCUCUGUGCCCUCCGACGUUUUGUGGCACGUCGCGGAGGCGUGCAGUCUCUUCGAUCGGAUCAGGGGACAAACUUUAUCGGAGCGGAGAAGGAACUUAAGGAAGAACUCAAGAAGCUGAAAGAGCGUGACGGUGAGAUCCGGGAAGCAGCCCUCCAUCUGGGCAUCGACUGGCGCUUUCAUCCGCCUCACGCCUCUCACUUCGGUGGCGUGUGGGAGCGCCAGAUCCGCACCAUUAGGAAGAUUCUCACCAGUCUACUCACUCAACAGACCUUUUCACAUGAGACUCUGCAGACCAUGCUGUGCGAGGUGGAGGCGAUAAUCAAUAACCGCCCGCUGACACCCUUUUCAACUGACGCCUUUGACCAGCCGCCUCUAACCCCGAACCACCUCCUGCUUCUCCGGAGUGUCGUGUUUCCUCCGUCGUCUGCAGAGUGGGACCACCGGAGAAGUUGGAAGCAGGCUGGUUACCUCGCGGAGCAGUUCUGGCGGAGGUGGAGAACUGAAUAUCUCCCUCUGCUGCAAGAGCGAGGCGGACGGACAACGAGAAGUCGUGUCAACAUCAAGAAGGGAGAUAUCGUCCUGAUGGUAGACGACACUGUGCCUCGUGGAGUGUGGCCACUGGGCCGCAUAGAAGACGCCUUCACGAGCGCUGAUGGACGGGUGCGCUCUGUCAGGAUUCGCGCCCGCGGCUCCUUCUACGUGAGGCCGGUCACCAAGGUGGUGAAGAUUGUUUGAAGAAGUUUAAGUUUGUUUUGACUGAGACGUCAAAAAGGGGCGGGUGUUGAUGCCUGCCACUUGACGGAGCGGUCACGCUACCUUAGCGACACCUGCGCCGAGCGGUUACCGGCGCGGGAUGGUGAGGCGGAGGAAGGCACACUUGAGUUCGCGCGGAUGACUGCUAGAUGGCGCAAGCGUCCUCUUCAUUCCUUUACCUUAUGCUGGCUCUGCGCGGCGGUAAUUUAGUGGCCGCCUCUUUUUCGGGUAGUUUGUUGUCAGCGGGCAGAUCAGCUGAUUGGUACUUGAGCAGCUCUAGUGCGGUAUUUACUUGUUACGCUCGGUUUAUGUAUGUUUUCUAUUUGUACUUAGUUUCGCUGGAUUAGGCUAGUACUGGGCUAAUAUUUCUGUUAUCCGUAUAUCCAUUGCUAACGAUUACGUGUAAGGGAUAUGUUCAUGCAUUGCCUUUUAUUUUGCGCGUCCUUAAGUACUUGCGCGUAGCCUCGAUUGGCGACCUCUAGGAAGCGGCCAUGAUCGCUCUUUUGACCGUGAUCCUCCGUCGAGGAUGGAGCUGUGACGCCUGAGCAGAGGCGAUAUCGUCGGUAAGGGUUCGAUUGUAUGCAUUUUGGCGAUUCUUAUGACGAUUCAUUGCAAAUACGUUGUCGUGUCAUUUUCGUGUUAUAUUUUUCGUGUCGUUAUUUUAUAUUUUGUAUUCGCAGAAACCGCUACGUUUCGCAUCGUUUCGAGGCAGUGGGAUGACCUUGACCUUGGGUCAUGCGUUGGUCAUGAUCUGGAUCCCCGCGGCCUAAAGUCCAAUACAAGAGAGACGGUGCCAA